AUGUACAAUGAGGAAAUGUUACAGUGGCAAGGCCAGACAUGCCCCAGGCAGGGAGGACGGAUGACGACCCUCGGUGACUGGCUCGCAGGCGUCACCGCCCGGGCAUCCCACGCCGGGAGGGUCUGCUGCAAGACCUGCGUCAACUUUGACGUCUCCAACCUGCCAGGAUGCAUGACGGCGUACUCGGAGCGAUACUCUCUCUACGACCACACGAUCUCGCUCGAGCGCCUCUUGGAGACGGCAUCGUCCGGCUGCCAACGAUGUCAGGUCCUCGCCCAGGCCUACUUUUAUCUCUGUCCAGGAGAUGACUGCGAUAUUCGACUGAAGUUCUUGCCGUCGUCCGUCGUUAUGUCGAGGUCCUUGGCGUGUCUGGAGAUACUCCCGGCGGAGGAAUCGGCACUGGGAUUCAUGGGGUUUCCCACGCCUAAGAAGGGACGUCACAGGCAUUCUAGGAUAGACUCGCGGGAGCCCUAUGAGGCCAUCGUACUAGCUAUCAACGAGUGCAUCCGAGACCACGCUGACUGUCGGCCCCCGACUACACCAGUCCUACCAGCAAGGCUCGUGGAAGUGCCGCCCGAAAACGGAUUGCCAGUUAAAGUGGUUGCGUUGCCACCUGAUUCCAAACCGGAGUACACGGCCCUAUCUCAUUGCUGGGGCAAAUUCCCUCUGCUCAAGCUACUGAAGCGCCACGGAACUGGAGACGUGGAGUUUCAAUGGGAGGAUCUUCCGCAGUCAUUCAAGGACGCCUGCACCGUCACGAGAUACCUGAACCAGAAGUACAUCUGGAUCGACUCUCUGUGCAUCGUACAAGACGAUGCGGACGACUGGAGGAGAGAGGCGGCAAAGAUGGGCUCCAUCUACGAGGGAUCCUACGUUACAAUCGCCGCGUCAGAUGCCGCCGGCAGCGUCGACGGGUUCCUCCACUCGCGGUUCGAAGCAAAUAACUUCGUCGUAGACGACAACAAAGGUCGGCUCAUCCGCUUCGUGGCACGCGACUAUAAUCUCGAGAUGCACAACUCCAAGUUCUUCCACCACGGAGACACGCCCGACCACGAGUGGCUCAUGCGUCCCGUCGACAUGGACCAUAGAUUCAUAAAUCCCAUCCUACUCCGCGGGUGGUGCUUCCAGGAGCGUCUUAUGGCCAAGCGCAUUCUGCACUUCAAGCGCUACGAGUACUUCUUAGAGUGUAACAAGGGCGUAAGGUGCGAGUGCUCAGGCAUGGCCAAGACGCGACAGGGUACGAUCAAAUCGUAUUUAGCCAUUAUGCUUAAGGAGAUGCUUGAUAGCUUCGAGCUCAUGAAGGCCGCCAAGAUGCAUGAGAGUCUAGUGGAGCAUCUCGGUAUGCGAAGAAGCAUCGAACCGGCCUCGGCAAACGCCGAUGAGCGCCUCAUGCAGGUAUGGGAGGCGCUUGUCGAAAAUUACUCGCGGACAGCCUUCACCUACGAAGAGGACGUGCUCCCAGCACUGGGUUCCCUGGCCAGGUUUUUCCAGGCCAAGAGGCCAGACUGGACAUAUCUGGCGGGGUUGUGGAAGGAGGCACUGCCGAGAGGGUUAAUGUGGACCAUGGAGAACUCUAGGGGUCUAGAUGCCCGAAAGGCUCGACGCGGAAAGCCCGAAUCGUCACAAUUACAAUCCCAGAGCUCUCCGUCUGCUCGACCGCCAGUGGCACCAUCUUUCUCGUGGGCUGCGUUGGCCGGUCGAGUCCGAUACAAGACGGCCGAAUAUGCGAGGAAGCAGGAGGUAGACGUCGUCACCGCCGGAGUCGACGCCAUAGGAGACGAAAUAUUCGGAGACGUCAGUUCCGGCUUCAUUGUGCUUCGCGGCCGGGCCGUUAGCUUCCGGUUCCCUCGAUACUCACCGGGCGGUAACGCCAUCGCCCAUAACACAGCGCAGGGGGCAUCAAUAGCAAUCUACGAUGGAUGGGAAGGGGGAUACUGCGAGAGUUCCGAGCAGGACGUUGAAAUCUGCAAGGAUAUCAAGAGUGAUGUUUGGGAGCCGACGAAUAAGGUCGAGUCUGGAAUGGAAACGAUGGGACGGGUCGUCGGCUUCGACACCGAUCAUGAGCACUCUGCAUAUUUUAGUGCACAGCCUGGGGUGCGCCGCAAUGACCCUUCCGACCAAAGCUCAAGCAUAUUAGAACCACUCAUUCUGUUACGUGUGUUCUCAGUCGUCGAACAUGGCAUGAGGGGUGUUGGCGCGGCAUGCCUGAUGCUCAGGAAGUGCCAUGACAGGCCAGAUUCUUAUCGGAGGGUCGGGCUCAGGACGGCGAAGAAUAGGAUCUUCGAGGAUGCCAAAGAGUACGAAAUCCGCAUUGAAUGA
Molecule: messenger RNA, 2319 nt
Organism: Scedosporium apiospermum
Lineage: Eukaryota; Fungi; Ascomycota; Sordariomycetes; Microascales; Microascaceae
Exons: 2
Coding region: 1-2319 (772 amino acids)
Source: RefSeq, a predicted model, not a curated record